Molecule: messenger RNA, 1026 nt
Organism: Emiliania huxleyi CCMP1516
Lineage: Eukaryota; Haptophyta; Isochrysidales; Noelaerhabdaceae
Exons: 3
Source: RefSeq, a predicted model, not a curated record
AUAUGCUCCUCUUCGGUUGCCUCUCGGUGCGCGUGCCGCCGUCGCUGAGCCGGCGCGAGGCCAUGUCCUCCCCGCUCGCCGCCGCUGCCGCCGCCUCGCUCGCCGCCGCGGGCUCGCCCUGGCCCGCCGCCGCCGUGGUGGCCGACGGCGUCACCUACGACGACCUGCCUCCCAAGGCGCAGCAGGCCUACCAGCAGUACUGGCCGGCGCUGCAGCUGGCGGCCGACUCGUACGUCUUUGAGCUCUACGACCUGCUCCCCGAGCCCGGCCGGUGGGACUCGAUUGGCGCUAUCACGGAGUCGACCGACAUCGGCUCCGCCGCCUCGGUCUCAAAGCUGGAGCGCGAGUACCUCACUCCGAUGCGCAUCCUGGCUCUCGCCUUCCCGCCCGACGCGGGCGGCGAGGAGAUGCAGGCGGCCCUCAACAAGUUCCAGGGCAGCAUGUUUCAGCUCUCGCGGCUGGCGCGAGCCGGGCAGACGACGGGGAACGUCGCCGCGCCGAGCGCCAAGGAGGUUGCGGCGGUCGAGAAGACGUGGGACGACGGGCGGACCGCCAUCAACUCCUUUUUUGAGGCGCUCAACUCGGGCACUGCCGGCGCUGCGUCUGCGAGCGGCAAGGUCGCGCCGCGGCUGGUUGGCAUUCCGCCCAAGGGCGCGGGCUACCCGCGCUCCAAGAAGCUGUACACGCAGCUGCGGAAAGACGCCGCGCUCUGCCGCAACCGCGGCGGCGAGGCGCUCGCCGGCUUGUGGGGCAACUUGAUGGUGUACGGCACGGUGCCGGGGGUCAACCCUUGCGGGUCCGUCAACAUGGCAAACUAUUUUGCCCAGUGAGGAGAGUAUGCGGGAGGAGGCAUCUCGCGCCCGGACUAGCAUGCGCGCGCAACACCGGCGGGGGGCGUGUCUGGCGCGGGCCUCUUCUCCACUCUCUCGCCUGAUACGUUCUGAGAACGACACCGGUUGAUGUUGUUGAUUGUGUGACUGUGAUCGCGUGCGCGGCGGUCAAUGAGUGACUCUAUCUACUCGUUUC